UCUUAUGCAGGGAGCAACAGGCAUUGAUCUCGCCUGAGAUUUUCAUCUGCACCCCAUGGCAAUCGUAAGACAACUUCGAAGGAAUGUCUGACUGACAAGGUUGUUGGCUCCCAAUCCAUGUCAACUGGGUUGGGAAUCUGUUUCCGCCUUCUGCGCGAUAGGACUAUGAUUGUUUCUAUGCCUCCGUUUUCGAAACCGAAAACCCUGCUUUGAAGUCUCUUCCGCUUGCUGUGCAGCAGAAGCAAAUCGUUGUGACCUGUAACUAUGAGGCUCGACGACGUGGCUUGCGGAAGCUGCAGCUCAUAAAAGACGCAAAGAGAACUUGCCCUGACGUGGUCAUCGUGCUUGGCGAGGAUCUUACCAAGUUUCGCGACGCGUCAAAGGAGCUGCACUCCUUCUUGAAGAAAUACAUAUGGGGAGACCGCGUGGAGAAAUUGGGGUUUGAUGAGGUAUUUCUUGAUGUGACAUCAAUGAUAGAUCAUAAUGCCCAAUUUUUGAAUCGAAACGACCUUCGCAAUUCCUUCUUUCAGCUCGACAAAAACGAUCCCACGGUGGGCUUCAGUUUCGAUGCUGGUGCUUUUUGCGGUCCUACCUGGCCCCCCAACGCGUGUUCCACCAGGGGAGAGGAAACGGACCCGGAGAUGUUUUCCUCACUUGGAAUGAGGUUGAUACUUGGUUCCCAUCUAGCCAACUAUCUUCGAUUCCAGCUGGAGGAGCAUACAGGCUACACUGCCACAGUCGGCAUCUCCACAUCAAAGCUACUAGCCAAGCUGGUUGGAAAUGCAAACAAACCAAAGAAUCAAACAACGCUUAUACCUCCCUAUUCAGCGGGGGCUGAUGGCCAAGAAGGAAAUAUCGAUAGGUUUCUUUGCCAACAUGAGGUUGGCGAGAUUCCUGGCAUCGGAUUCAAGAUGGCUAAUCGAAUCAGAGCCCAUAUACUUGGCCGACAGCCUAGUACUGAACUUUAUCAAAGUUUAACUGAUACGGAUCGGGUUACAGUUGGCGCUGUCCGCUCAUUUCCCAACAUGGGACCGUUAAAGUUGGAUAAGAUCCUGCGUGGUGGUGGCUGGCCGAACUUGCUGGGCACCAAGGUUUGGUGCCUACUUAACGGCAUCGAUCCCACGGACGUGGCGGCUGGGAAGGUUAUCCCGUCUCAGAUUAGCAUUGAAGAUUCAUACAGACAAGUGGACAGCAUACAAGCUGUGCGAAAGGAAUUACGUACACUGGCCUGUAGUCUCCUUCGUCGUAUGCAUGCUGAUCUGACUCAAGAUGCCGAAGACGAGGAAGAUAUCAUGGACGGUACUGCUGACGAAGAUGGCAGGCAGGCCCUAGCCAAAGGGAAAAAAAGAUGGCUAGCUUUCCCGAAAACACUACGCAUCUCAACACGCUCACGUCUCCCGCCACUGCAGGAUGGAAGCCAUCCGUUCAACAGCAGGAGAAUAUCUAGGUCAUGUCCGAUACCCCAAUUUGUCUUCUCCUUUCACGAGAGUAUUGAAGCACUGGCAGAACGUCUUAUUGAAGAGACUCUCAUCCCCCUGUUUCGGCGACUACAUCCGGACAAAUCCGCGUACAAACUCAGCCUUAUCAAUAUUGCUGCCACAAACAUGAUUGAAUGUGCUGGUUCGGAAAAGAGUAGUAUGGGCCAAGACAUUGGCAAGAUGUUUCAAAAUCGCACACGCGUUCCGGCACAUUCUCUUUCCUUAAACCCGACCAGUAAGAACGCAGAAUAUAUUGAUGACGGCCUAGAUACCAUUGACAUGGGCGAUAGUACUGACUCAGUCAACCCACGCAACGACAUUCAUGAUGGUAAAGAACAACACAGCUCCAAAACGAGCACGACUAAGGAGAUCAUGGAUAAUUGGGACGAGGAAGAAGUUCACGGCUGGGCAAGCGAUGACGAGAUUUCCGCGGACAAAGACUCAGCCGCUCCUUGUCACGAGUGCCAACUAUGCGGUUCUCUCAUACCCUCGUUUGCGGCCCAAGCGCACGCUACAUACCACUCAAUGCGGAGUACAGAAGUUGGCUGCGGCCGACAACCCUAAGAUUGUUCGAUUCGAUCGGUACAUCUUUGAUAUAAACGGGGAUGUGGAAUCGAAGUUCUCGGCUAGGUUGAAAGGCAUUGGGUGUCAUUUGCUCAAUCAUAUUUUGAGAGGGAAAGCUUUUCGUGUUCAAAUUACUCCGUAUUGUGCUCCGUACCAGUGAUUCUCAACGACUUUGGG
Coccidioides posadasii C735 delta SOWgp is the source of this 2219-nucleotide messenger RNA. RefSeq lists its product as uncharacterized. Gene Ontology annotation, molecular function: damaged DNA binding; DNA-directed DNA polymerase activity. The record is from RefSeq and is a predicted model, not a curated record. NCBI's taxonomy places the organism in Eukaryota, Fungi, Ascomycota, Eurotiomycetes, Onygenales, Onygenaceae. Gene Ontology annotation, biological process: translesion synthesis.